Messenger RNA from Penicillium lagena, 3234 nucleotides. RefSeq names its product alpha,alpha-trehalase treA (gene treA). Gene Ontology annotation, molecular function: alpha,alpha-trehalase activity; carbohydrate binding. Lineage: Eukaryota; Fungi; Ascomycota; Eurotiomycetes; Eurotiales; Aspergillaceae. Gene Ontology annotation, biological process: trehalose catabolic process. The transcript is spliced from 4 exons. The coding region runs from base 1 to 3234 and encodes 1077 amino acids. Gene Ontology annotation, cellular component: fungal-type cell wall. The record is from RefSeq and is a predicted model, not a curated record.
AUGCGGUCCAAAUCACUGACCCGGGCAAUCUUGCCCUUGCUUCUGUCGCUGGGAGCUUCUGUCGAAGGGUCUUCCCCAGCAAAUAAUCGCGUUCGCCAGGCUUUCCGUCGACACACCGAUUCGGUAGCCAACUCGAGCCAGAAUGUGUACCAAACCGACUUCCCCGGAGUCACCUGGAACGAAGAGCACUGGCUUCUCACGACCACGAAUAUCCAACAGGGUAUUUUCCAGGCCAGAGGUUCUGUGGCUAAUGGGUAUUUGGGUAUCAACGUUGCGAGCGCUGGUCCCUUCUUUGAACUUGAUACUCCGGAAGACGGCGACGUGAUCAACGGCUGGCCUUUGUACUCCAGACGCCAGACCUUUGCGACAAUCGCUGGCUUCUGGGAUUCGCAACCUACAACCAAUGGCUCCAAUUUCCCCUGGCUGUACCAGUACGGAGGCGACAGUGUCAUCAGCGGCAUUCCGCACUGGAGCGGGAUCAUUUUGGAUCUGGGUGGUGACAAUUACCUGGACGCGAUGGUGGACAGCAGUGCCAUCUCUAACUUCCGAUCUACUUAUGACUUCAAAGCGGGUGUUUUGCUCUGGUCUUACCAGUGGACACCAAAAGGCAACAAUGGCUCCUAUCAGAUCACAUACCGUCUGUUUGCCAACAAGCUGUACGUCAACCAGGCUGUGGUGGAUAUGGAAAUUAUCCCAUCCACGCAUGCCGAGGGCGAGAUUGUGAAUGUACUAGAUGGCUUCGCUGCUGUUCGCACCGACUUUGUCGAGUCUGGUCAGGACGAUGGCGCUAUCUUCUCUGCGGUGCGACCGAAUGGAAUUAACAACGUCACUGCCUAUGUCUACGCCAACCUCACUACUGCAUCCUCUGGGGUGGACUUGACAUCUCGCAAGCUUGUCAAUGACAAACCAUAUGUUAAUCAGAACGCAUCAUCCAUUGCGGAAUCUGUUCCUGCGGUGCGCAUCACCAAGUAUGUUGGUGCUGCGUCCACGGAUGCCUUUGCUGACCCUAAGCAAACGGCUAAGCAAGCUUCACGCACGGCUCUGACCAAUGGAUAUUCCAAAUCGCUGCGCUCACACAUCGCUGAGUGGGCAAAUAUCAUGCCCGAAGACUCGGUUGACCGCUACUCGUUUCCUGGAAAUGGUUCAUUGCCUGCAGAUAGCAACAUCAUUGACUCUGCAAUCAUCGCUGUCGCCAACACCUACUACCUUUUGCAAAAUACCGCGGGACAGAAUGCAAUCAAAGCAGCUUCAGGUGCUCCAAUCAAUGAAAAUAGUAUCUCUGUGGGUGGUCUAACCUCCGACUCAUACGGGGGACAAGUCUUUUGGGAUGCCGAUGUUUGGAUGCAGCCCGGCAUUGCUACCUCCCACCCACAGUCGGCACAGCGAAUUACCAACUAUCGCGUGGCCAAGUAUGAGCAGGCGAAGGCCAAUAUCAAAACUUCUUUCGCUGGCUCCCAGAAUCAUACCACCUUCUCUCCAAAUGCAGCCGCGUUUCCCUGGACAAGCGCACGUUUUGGCAACUGCACGGCCACCGGUCCAUGCUGGGACUACGAGUACCACUUGAACGGUGACAUUGGCAUUUCGUUCGUCAAUCAAUGGGUGGCCAGCGGUGAUACACAAGGCUUCAAGGAGACACUUUUCCCUAUCUACGACUCGGUCGCCACUCUGUACGGCGACCUGUUGGUGCAAAACGGUUCUUCUUGGACUUUGAAGAACAUGACAGACCCUGACGAGUAUGCAAACCAAGUCGAUGCGGGUGGAUAUACCAUGCCGCUAAUUGCCGAGACGCUGAUGCACGCCAAUGCCUUCCGCCAACAAUUUGGGCUUUCUCAGAACGAGACAUGGAACCAAAUGGCUCCUGAUGUCCUUCUGAUCCGCGAGAACGGCGUUACCCUCGAGUUUACGACAAUGAACGGGAGUGCCCUUGUCAAGCAGGCCGACGUUGUUCUGAACACUUAUCCCCUAGAUUAUAGCUCUAACUACACCAUUCAAGACUCACUGAAUGAUUUGGACUAUUAUGCCAACAAGCAGUCGCCUGAUGGACCGGCCAUGACAUGGGCUAUCUUCUCGAUCGUCGCCAGCGAGGUGUCACCUUCCGGAUGUUCCGCUUACACGUAUGCUCAGUACUCGUACAAGCCGUAUGCUCGUGCGCCGUUCUUCCAACUCUCAGAGCAGCUAAUCGAUGAUGCUACUCUCAAUGGCGGUACCCACCCGGCUUAUCCUUUCCUGACUGGUCAUGGCGGUGCCAACCAGGUCGGCGUAUUUGGCUACCUUGGAUUGCGUUUGCUACCCGACGACUUCCUCCAUGUCGACCCCAACCUGCCACCGCAGAUCCCUUAUUUGAGCUAUCGGACUUUCUACUGGCGUGGAUGGCCCAUUUCAGCUUGGUCGAACUAUACGCAUACUACCAUCAGCCGUUCUACCACAACUUCGCCUCUGGAUACUGCCGAUCAGCGCUUCGCCAACCAGACCAUCCAGGUUCAGUCUGGAGCGGAGACAAGGACAACUGUCUACCAGCUACCAGUGAUAGGAUCUGUCGUCAUUCCCAAUAGACAGAUCGGAUCACAGAACACGGUUGCCGGCAACCUUGUGCAAUGCCAGCCUGUCCAGUCAUCUGAUUCAUUUGAGCCAGGCCAAUUUCCCAUCUCAGUGGUGGAUGGUGCCUCCUCUACCAAAUGGCAGCCUUCAUUUGCGGUAAACAUGAGCUCUGUCACCGUUCCACUCCCUGGGGUUGAGGUUGGCAGUAUGGUCUCGGGCUUUUUCUUUGACUGGGCACAGGCACCUCCAGUCAAUGCUACCGUGAUCUUCCACAACAAGACCAUCCAGGACCUUGCCUCGGUCUAUGCGUCCUCCACCAACAGUUCCGACUACAGUGUCGUCGCCUCUCUGUCGGAAAUCAAGCAGUCCAACCCUUACACGGCAGACACCACAAACAUUGAUACAGUUGCCAUUCCAAUCGGCAACACGACCAAUGUGACUCUGUCAUCUCCAGUGCCCGCCGCUCGCUAUGCUUCAUUGCUCAUUGUGGGCAACCAGGCUCUUUCCCCGGUGGAUGUGAAGGCUAAGAAUGGUACUGGUGCAACUGUUGCCGAGUGGGCUAUCAUUGGUCAGAACCAGCAGUCUCAGUCAAACUCGGGCAGCACCAAGCGGGCCAUGAACCGGCGCGCUGCGGCAGCAGUUGCUGGCUCGGCUGGGACUAUGCACCAGCGGCGUCAAGCCCUUCCUCUCAACUGA